GGGUCGCUUACUCCGAAAUUUCCCGAAUCGGAAGCUCACGACAGCUCACUACGUCUUGUCCCUCUUUCCCUUUCCUCCCACUUUGGUGCCUGCGGCCCACUUCACCCUGCCAUGGCUUCAUUAGCGCGUCUUCGUGCUGCUCGCCGGAUACCUCAGCUCGCUCGCGCGAUUCAAACUUCCGCCGACACGACCCAACUGCAUGAGACGCCCUCGGACCUUUCCAAGCCUUUCAAGGUCAAACUUCACGAUGACUCGUUCCGGGGAUACAACGUGGAGACCCCCGACCUGGAUGUCGAAGUGACGAAGGACCAGCUGCUGGGCAUGUACAAGCAAAUGACGACCAUGCGCCGCAUGGAAAUGGCUGCCGACGCAUUGUACAAGGCGAAGCUCAUCCGGGGAUUCUGUCACCUUGCUAUCGGGCAGGAGGCUGUCUCCGUCGGCAUGGAGGCAGGCAUCACGGCGGACGACCGUGUCAUUACGUCCUAUAGGUGCCAUCCCUUCGCCGUGCUGCGUGGUGGUACCAUCAAGGGUGUCAUUGCCGAACUGCUGGGUCGCCAGGACGGUAUGUCCCGCGGCAAAGGUGGCUCCAUGCACAUCUUUACCCCUUCAUUCUUCGGCGGAAACGGUAUCGUUGGGGCACAGGUCCCUCUCGGAGCGGGUAUCGCUCUGGCGCAGCAGUACCUAGGGAAGGACACCGCGACCUUUGCUUUGUACGGCGACGGUGCCAGCAACCAAGGGCAAGUCUUCGAGGCUUACAACAUGGCCAAGCUUUGGAACCUUCCAUGCGUUUUCGUGUGCGAGAACAACAAGUACGGCAUGGGAACCUCUGCCGAGCGGUCUUCAUCCAACACCGAGUACUACACUCGAGGCGAUAAGAUUCCUGGUCUGCAGGUUAACGGAAUGGACAUCAUCGCGUCUCUCCAGGCGGUCCGCUGGGCUCGCAAGUACGUGGCUGAGGAUAAGCGCGGACCCCUCGUCAUGGAAUUCGUCACCUAUCGCUACGGAGGACACUCUAUGUCGGACCCGGGCACGACCUACCGUACUCGUGAAGAAGUGCAGCGAAUGCGAAGCACCCAGGACCCGAUCCGUGGUCUCCAGCGUUAUAUCGAGGAGUGGGGUCUUGCCACUGAGCAGGAGCUCAAGCAAAUUGACAAGGACGCCAAGGCUGAGGUUGAUGUCGCUGUCGAGGAGGCUAAAAAGUCCCCGGAGCCUACCCUUAAGGACUUCUGGACCGACAUCUACUACGAGGGAACUGAGCCCCCUUUCAUGCGCGGUCGUGAACGCGAGGAGGUCCACUACUAUUAAAAUCGUCGCUUAGGCAUAUAGAUAGACUUGGCAAUAAUUCCGUAUACGACGUCAGCGU
Mycena citricolor is the source of this 1363-nucleotide messenger RNA. The record is from the annotation of a GenBank genome assembly. NCBI's taxonomy places the organism in Eukaryota, Fungi, Basidiomycota, Agaricomycetes, Agaricales, Mycenaceae.